Messenger RNA from Alosa alosa (allis shad), 5280 nucleotides. RefSeq names its product M-phase phosphoprotein 9. The coding region runs from base 177 to 3743 and encodes 1188 amino acids. Gene Ontology annotation, cellular component: centriole. The transcript has 25 exons. NCBI's taxonomy places the organism in Eukaryota, Metazoa, Chordata, Actinopteri, Clupeiformes, Clupeidae. The record is from RefSeq and is a predicted model, not a curated record.
UGUUGAAGGGUGGAAGUACAGCGCUAUGCAGCUGCAGUGUUAAACUGAAAAGAGAACGGCAAUAUGGGAGAAGUAACGACUCCAAUAAAGAGAAUUUGAAGAGGCGGAGUUUCAGAUGAACGUUACAGCUGCAUUACCAGACGUCAGAUCCGCACCUGCACUGAGGAUCCUUAAGCAUGUCCACAGAUGACAGCAUCUCUGAGGACGUGUCCAGCUCGGUCGCCCUGAGCACAGACCACCAUGUCCCCACCGACCACCACCAUCACCACCAUCACGCCAACAGGAGCAAGGGCAGCGAGGCGUCCAUCGUAUCGUCCGAGGACACGGCGUCCGGCCCGGUGGGCACGGAGGACGAGCGGCCUGUGGAGCGGGAACGGCCGGUGCAGACUCUAGAGGGCCUCCUGCAGGUGGCUGAGGAGACAAGCAGGAGCAGGGCAGCGGGGAGUCUCCCUCACAGAAUACGCGGCCUGUGUCCAGACACAGAAGAGUUGGGCUCAGACAGGCCCCUCCCCUUCAUCAACCCCAGCUCUCUGGAGACGCUCCGUGUGCUGGUGCAGGAGAUCCAGAGCAGUGGGCAGACUGAUCCCGAGGUCUGGAAGAACUGCGAGGGAAGAUGGCUGCAUCUCUUCCAGCUGGUGGAAAAGCAAUACCAGGAGCAGAUACUAGCCCAGCAGGAGCAGUACCAGUGCCAAAUACAGCUCAUCCAGGAUGAGAUUAAGGCCUUAUUGCAGCUGCAGCAGAAGCAGAGUGUGGAACAGAAGGCGGGGCAAGCAGCCGCCACUCAGCAGGGCGCCAACGCCAAACUAGGGGCCGACUCUGGGAGCCUACAGAACGGCCGAGGCUCCUCCCCCUCCGCCCCACCCCAGGCAGUCAGUGCGGGCGAGAGCUCGGAAGAGGGCGCUGUCAGCGGAUACGGGACGCUCUCCACCUGGGAGGUGGAGCUGGAGGCUGAGUCUCAUCUUCUGCCCUCCCCCUUGGCAGACUCCUGCCUAGCCAAUCAGCAGCACCAGCAGAGACCCGCCUCCACUCCUAUUGGACCCACCCACCAGCACGUGCCCUGCAGGCAAGCGCUGACCUCAUGGGCGCAGCGGCAUCAGCGCAGCCAGAAGAGGGGAGGUCGCAGGUCACGGCAUUCCCCUCCACCGGCUCAGGAGAAGAGCGAGGCCGGAGCUAUGGGCAGGACGCCACCAGCUGACCACCAGGAACAGCCUGGCUGCCCAGCAGACUCCUCCAGUCCCAGCUCCCUAAAGAGGAGUGACAGCCUCGUGUCGGAAGCCUCAGGUCUGACCUACUGGCGGCUGGACGAAUCGGAGCUCUACCGCCCCCUACCUGACAGCUUCUGCAGCACGUCCCCCCUCCCUUUACAGGGCAUGACCACAGGACCUGACAGGAGUCCUAAUGCAACCCUAUGGCCAGAUCAAUGCCAGACCCCGCCACCAGAGCGCACCCUGUCUGUUUCCCUGAAGAAGAUCUACCAGACCAGGAAGAGCGGAGAGUUCAAGUGCCGAGACUGGGACCCAUUGGCCGGUCCCAGCUCUACACCACCACAGGUGUUGACCCUUGACUCUGUGGUUGGCCUGAAGCAGCCCAAGGUCACACCAGAGGGCACGUCGGAACGCACGUCCGGCUUAGCGUCGCCGUCCUCCCUGAGCAGCCCGCACGGGCCCUGGCACCUCCACCCAGACCCCGACCCUGCCCACCAAGACGCUGCCAGCCAGGGUGCGGAGGAGGAGGGCGGUGCCUGCAGCGAGGACGAGGGCAGACACACCUCCAGCACCACGCCCACCUCCACGCUGCACACUCAGAAGUCUGCCUUGAGACUCUGCUCCGCCCCCAGGACCAGUCCUGCCCUCAGCUGUGCCACCAAGCUGGAGAGGACCGCUUCUCUGGAGGACCCCGUCACACUCUCGCUAAUGAGGCAGAACCUGCGGGAGAAGCAUGCGAGACACGUGGCAGACCUGCGGGCAUACUACGAGUCAGAGAUCGCCUCUCUGAAAGAGAAGCUGGACCUGACCCACCUGCCACGGGACAUGGAGAAGAGCAACCAGAUCCUUCAGGGAAGGUGUAAUCACUUGGAUCGAGCACUGAGUGAGGCGAGCCGCCGUAUCAGGGAGCUGGAGGAGCAGAAUCAGCAGCUGGAGAAACAACUGAGAGAGUGGCCCGAGCGCUACGAGGUGGCGAGCAGUGCCGUGAAGGCUGUUCAGCAGCGACUGGAGGAGAGUCACCGCUCCAACCGGGAGAAGGACGCGCUGGUCACCAAGCUCAGGACCCGCCUCAGGCAGCUAGAGGCGACCGCGCAGAAUGCCUGCAAGGAGCUGGAAGGCGAAGAGGCCCACAGGAAGCAGGAGCACAAAAUGCUGCUGGAUCUUCUGACUGAGUAUGAAUCCCUCAGAAAAGAGCAUGAUGGUGCCAAGGACAAAUUAUUUUCAACCGAGAACAAGCUGUUUGAAGCCACUGAGCAGAUUUCUGAGCUCAAAAGGGUGAUUUCUAAGCUGGAGUCGCAGGUGAAGCAGCUGGAGCAUGAGAGCCAAGCGAAGCUCCGCAUGGCCUCCCACGCUCACACCCAGUCCACAGGAUUGUUCCAUCACCCUGACCUGCUGAUGUCGCCGAGCAGAAGGUACCAUGAGGUGGACGGGGGAAUGAGGAAAUCCCCAGUUCUACAAGCUGACCAGGCGUCCAGCCAAGCCCCAGACAAAACUGGAGUCUCAGACAAAAGGCGUGUGUCUCUGCCCGUGUGGGAGCUCCAGCACGACUCGGCCUCCCAGACGCACACCACAGGGAGGAGGGACGCGGCACUGACCCCCGUCAUGAGGGCUCUGAUCGAGCUGGAGGGGACCAAAGCCACGGAGGGUAAAGCGCUGUCCAAGACCAACCGUGGCUCUACCAGUACGAUGCACGCUCAGAUUCACCCAGGGUCAGGGAGGAGCAGGCCAACAGUAGGCUUCGUGGACAGCAACCUAUGCCAGUCCGUGCAUACAAGGGGAGGAGCUUCAGCAAAGCCCGAGGCCGAGCCAAUGGGAGUAGCCGAUGUAGCAGCCGCAGCUGAACAAAGAGGCGGGUCUGCACACAGAGGAGGAGGAGCUUUUUUAAGGGCCCAAAGAAGCCUGUCACCUGAGGGUCAUCGCUCCUCCUCUCUCCCUCCCAGAACCCAGAGACCUCUACCUGUCGCCACUCCCUCAAGGAACACGUUGAUUACGCCACUCUCUGCAAAGUCCAGUCCUAAACGCAGCCCAACGGAAAACAUUUCCACAGCGUUCAGCAACCCUGCUUCCAGGUUUAAAUCGGAUCAAAGGGGGCUUGGUUCAUCUCCACUCAAAGGCAGCCCACGAAAAAGACUACAUUAUUCAGCACCUGAAAGAACAGAAGAUGACCAGCAGGCCGGGCCUGGUUCGGGCGACUCAGCGGGCUCUGAGGGGUGCGAGGACCAGGAGGCGGAAGGAAGUGAGGUGGCGGACACGGAGAGCUGUGUGCUGGAGCUUCCAGACGAGGUGCCGCUGUCCUACCAGUCACGGCUGCAGUCCCUGGCGGACGCCGAGCGACUGCUGGACGAUCUGACACAGGAGAAGCAACAGAUUGAGGCAGCCCUAAGCAGGAUGCCAGGGGCUGGAGGCAGGGUCACCUUGCAGACCAGGUUAGAUGAGGUUACAUUAGAAAACCGCCUGGAGCAAGUCAACCGUGACUUGGGAUCGUUACGCAUGACUCUUAAGAGAUAUAACGUACUGCGGUCCUCCACUCAUACGUAGUACUCUCUCUGGUCUCAAGUCUCUCACAGCCGCAGGAAGCAGGUUCAUUUUUAGUCUCACUCCCUGUCCCCUCUACGAAAUGCAAUGUGUAUAUGUGAAGUACAUAUUUUCUACUUUUAUUACGGUAGAUUUCAAGAAUAUAUUUUGGAUCUUUUAUGAUACAGAAAAAAAAGAUGGAGAAUUUUAAAAAUAUAUUUUAGUAAACUUCAGAUUUAUAAACCGUUUACUUUUUUAUGUCGGUGAGAUAUGAACUUUUAUGCUUUACUCCUCUUUCAGGUCAUUUAGAUAUAGCUUUUGUAUCUUGUGAUCCAUUUGAAUGACAAAAAAGUAAAGAAUGAAAAUCCAAUCCAAGAUCCCCACUCACAUGAGCCUGGGAGUUCAGAGAGUCGCUCCUAAAUGGCAUUAUUUACUACUAGAGGUCCAGCAAAGAGAAGCUUUGGUACUGUUUGGUCUUUUAAACAAAUCAAGAAUGGGCGGACAGUGUACAGUUGCCUUUAAACUAGCGAGGCAUGGAAUUUACAGUAAAUCUUCAAGAACAGGACUGUAUGAACAUUCAACUUUCAUGGAUAUAGUGUAUAAAAUUAUAACAAAGCAGUCUGUAGCUGGGUAUCGGGUCCAGUGAUUUUAACCAUCAAAGCACAAAAACGAGGAAUGGGUCUUGUAUUAUUGUACACUAACUAGACCACCUUAGACUAGAAGAACUUACUGCUUAUUUGGAUUAUGCUCACCAGAUUGGCAUAAAAUAAACCGGCCAGUCUUCCAGCUGUAGGACUACUCUUCUGAAAGUUCUGAGGUGUCAUCUGAAUGGGGAUACAUAGCUGUAACCAUUCCAUGUAAAAAAAUGUGAAGUUUCCCUGCUGUUUUUUAUGUUUACAUACAAUGCAUUGUUUAAUUUAUUGAAGUUUAAAACAUUGACAUCUUUUCCUCAAUUGUUUUGUAAAGAAUGCUUUUUAAUGGAGUUUUAUCCUCAUUUUGAUGUCACUGACUUGAAUGAAUGUCUCACAAUGGCAAUGUAAUAGAUAAAUAAUGUAUGUGAAAUCACCACUUCUGUAGAGGCCUUUUUUUAUGUUAUACUCACAAUCAUUCCAAAUUUCACUCUCACCCCAUUCCAGGGAGUUGCUCUGAGCCUCCGUCCCAUCUAUUUCUCCUGACCUCUUGCAAACACCAAAACCAGCAAAGACUUGGUGCAUUUUGUUUUGCACAGUUUUCAUUUUAUCACGCGCACACACACACACACACACACACACAUAGACAUGCAGACGUGUUGUAUGUAACUCCACUCAUGCUGGGCAUGCCAAAAGAAAUGAGCCCACUGUUUACACAGACACCAUACAACCCCUGCCACGAAUGGUCAAGCAUGAAAAGAUGAUUGUGCAGUCUUACUGUUUUUUCCCUCCACUGUUAGCCUUUCCUAAAAUAAAUAAAUAGCAUACAGUAAAAAAUACUGUGUUUAAAAAAACAAUACUCUGUAACCCAGUUGGAAAUAUCUACUCCUACAUCAAAAUUGUAUCUCAAAUAAACAUAAAAAUUGAUCAUA